AUGGCCAAGACUGCCAUGACCCCGGAGGAGCAGCUGGAGGACCUCCAGCGGCGCUUCCAGCUCCUAGAGGGAGAAAGGAAGGCAACCUAUGAGACCGCCAAGCUGAACAUACAGCAGAACAAGGAAAUCAUCGGCCAGAUGAAAGAUGAGAAUAAGACGCUGCGGAAUCAGAUCGCGUCGCUGCGAGACGAGAAGCCUCAGAGCCUGGAGAAGAUUCUGGAGGCCACGAUGCACGAAGUACAGCAGAUGCAGAGGAGAUAUGACCUGCUGAAGAACGAGAACAACAAGAAGCGGGGUCACCUGGACCAGCUGGACAUCAAGAAGGGCGAGCUCUUGGUGGGCGCCACGAUGCACGGGUCCGAGGCGAGUCCGGAGAUGCGGCACAUCCGGGUCCUGGAAAACCGCCUGGACAAGGUAAUGAUCAAGUACAACGAGGCGCAGAGCAUCCGAAAGACCUACGAGGCCAUCGUGAAGCGCCUCCGGGACGAGCGCAUCGGCUUCGACAAUCAGCUUGCGGCCAUCGAGCGCACUCUGAAGGCCAAGGAGCGGGACUAUGAAGAGCUCUUGUUGCUGUCUCACGACGCCUACCACGCGAAGGAGAUGGCGCAGGCGGAGCUGCAUAGAUUCGAGCAGGGUGUCAUGGAGGAGCGGAACCAGCGGGACAAGGAGGUGCAGGAGAAGAAGAUCCUGGUGGAGCAGCGCGUGGAGAUGAACAAGCGCCUGGAGUUGCGGGAGAAGAGUUUGAAGCAGCAGCCGGAGGAGAAAGGCAACGAGCGCCUCAAGGAGGCCUCCGUCGUCUCCGAGUUCACUGCAGGCUACUCUGGCGACGCCGCGCAGGAGGAGUUGCAGAAGAUCAUGGAUUACAAGGAAGCAGUCCAGGCCAUCAAGGACGCCACAGGCGUCAGUGAUGCCAAUGAGAUCAUUCAGAAGUUCCUCACACAGGAGGAUACGCAAAAGAAUCUGCAGCAGCUGACAAAGGAGAAUCAAGAAACCAUCGACAGGCUCACGGAGGACCGACGGCGCCUGCGCCUGCAGGUGGAAGACCUGAAGUUCUCCAGCGGUGGCCAGGGUGGCAGGCGCCAGGCCAUCGACGACUUUGAGCUGCACUUGGGCGAGGCCACGGAGAAGUUCGAGCGGAAUCGCGGGAAGUUCGAGCGCGUGGCCAGGCUGCUGAUCGACAUGAAGGCGGGCAUCGGCCACCUUGCCGAGAAGCUCCACGUUGUCAAGCUGGACGGGGAGGCCAUGGUGGAUCCAAAUGACGAGAAGGUGGAGGUGGAGCACGUGCUGGAGCAAUGCGAGUUGAAGAUCUCGAAGCUCCUGAGCCUCACGGCUCCCCUGGAGGAGGUCAGCGACCGCCAGCGGCGCCUGGACGACGAGCGCUACGAGGAGAAGCUGAUGAUGCGGAGCCAGUCAGAGGCUCGGAUCAAGCUCACAGUGCAGGAGGAGGAGCACGACGAUGACGACGACGACCUGGACGAGGAGCUGGACGACGAGGUGUCCCACCGGAAGCAGAUCAAGUACAACAGCGAGCGGGUGGAGCAGCAGCAGCAGAUUCGAAACAAGAGGAAGGCCAAGGGCAAGAAGAAAGAUGCCUGA
Effrenium voratum is the source of this 1596-nucleotide messenger RNA. The record is from the annotation of a GenBank genome assembly. Lineage: Eukaryota; Dinophyceae; Suessiales; Symbiodiniaceae.